AUGAGCGCGGUGCUGCGGGGAGCUCUGCGGCGGCUGCGGCCUCCUCCCCUCGGCGGCCGGCCCGACCCCCUCGCCGCGGCUGCCCUGCGGCCCCUCGGCGGCGGCGCGGGCGCCCAGGGGCGGAAAGAAACCCCAUCUCCUUCCUUGGGGAAAGAUAGAGCAGACACAGUAAUCAUCGGAGGUGGUUGCAUUGGUGUGAGUCUAGCCUAUCAUUUGGCUAAGGCUGGCUUGAAGGAUGUUGUUCUGCUAGAAAAAUCUGAGCUCACUGCAGGAUCUACUUGGCAUGCAGCUGGUUUAACUACUUAUUUUCAUCCUGGAAUAAACCUGAAGAAAAUCCAUUCUUACAGCAUCAAACUCUAUGAAAAGCUGGAAGAAGAGACUGGACAGGCUGUGGGGUUUCAUCAGCCUGGCAGCAUCAGAAUUGCUUCAACCCCUACUAGGGUGGAUGAAUUCAAAUACCAAAUGACUCGUGCUGGUUGGCACCCAACAGAGCAGUACCUAAUCACGCCUGAGAAAGUACAAGAGCUGUUUCCCUUAUUGAACAUGGAUACGGUUUUAGCUGGCCUCUAUAACCCUGGAGAUGGCCAUAUUGAUCCCUAUUCUCUCACUAUGGCCUUGGCUGCAGGAGCCAGAAAAUAUGGUGCCCACUUAAAUUACCCUGUCCAAGUGACUAAUCUGAACUCCCAAUCAGACGGGACAUGGGAAGUUGAAACUCCACUUGGAAUAAUUCGAGCAAAGAGAGUUGUGAAUACUGCAGGCUUCUGGGCCCGUGACAUAGGCAAGAUGAUUGGCCUGCAGCACCCUCUCAUACCUGUUCAUCAUCAGUAUGUUGUGACAUCAACUAUCCCUGAAGUGAAAGCUCUAAAAACAGAAUUGCCUGUGAUUCGUGACUUAGAAGGAUCAUAUUAUCUAAGGCAAGAAAGGGAUGGUCUUUUAUUUGGUCCAUAUGAAAGCGAGGAAAAAAUGAAGCUGCAGGACUCAUGGGUAACAAAUGGAGUCCCACCAGGUUUUGGAAAAGAACUUUUUGAGUCUGAUUUAGACAGAAUAAUGGAGCAUAUUGAGGCUGCUAUGGAAAUGGUCCCCGUUCUGAAAAAAGCAGACAUCGUAAACACAAUUGCGGGUCCUAUUACCUAUUCUCCAGAUAUUCUUCCUAUGGUGGGACCACAUCAGGGUGUCAGAAAUUACUGGGUAGCUGUUGGUUUCGGGUAUGGCAUUAUACAUGCUGGUGGCAUAGGAAAGUACCUCAGUGACUGGAUCCUUGAGGGGGAACCUCCGUUUGACCUGAUAGAGUUAGAUCCCAACCGCUAUGGCAAGUGGACCACCACAGAAUACACAGCAGCCAAAGCAAGAGAAUCUUACGGUUUUAAUAACAUUGUUGGUUACCCUAAAGAAGAAAGAUUUGCUGGGAGACCAACAGAGAGAACCAGUGGGCUGUAUGAUUUGCUCAAGUCACAAUGUUCAAUGGGCUUUCAUGCAGGAUGGGAGCAACCUCAUUGGUUCUACAAACCUGGAGAUGAGACUGGAUACAAACCCAGUUUUCGGCGCACAAAUUGGUUUGACCCUGUGGGUCGUGAGUAUAAACAGGUUAUGGAAAAAGUCGGUGUGAUUGACCUGUCACCAUUUGGCAAGUUUAAAGUAAAAGGCACAGAUUCUGUUAAGCUGCUGGAUCAUCUAUUUGCAAAUGUUGUUCCAAAGGUGGGUUCCACGAAUAUAAGCCAUAUGUUAACACCAAAAGGAAAAGUUUAUGCUGAGCUAACAGUCUCUCAACUGUAUCCUGGAGAAUUUAUGCUUGUAACUGGCUCAGGGUCAGAACUCCAUGAUCUAAGAUGGAUAGAAGAGAAGGUAAUGAGAGGUGGAUACAAAGUUGAAAUAGAAAACAUGACAGAUGAGAUGGGAGUACUUGGUGUAGCGGGUCCAUAUUCACGACAGGUCCUCCAGAAGUUGACAAAUGAGGAUCUGAGUGAAGGUUCAUUUAAGUUUCUCCAGUCUAGACAUCUGAAACUUUCUGAUAUUGCUGUUACUGCCAUUAGGAUAUCGUACACAGGUGAAUUGGGCUGGGAGCUCUAUCAUAGAAAAGAAGAUUCUGUAGCUCUUUACAGUGCCAUCAUGGAAGCUGGCCAAAAAGAGGGAAUUGACAACUUUGGAACAUAUGCUCUGAAUGCUUUAAGGCUGGAAAAGGGUUUCCGAGCCUGGGGGGCAGAGAUGAACUGUGACACUAAUCCCUUGGAAGCUGGACUGGAAUACUUUGUAAAGCUAAACAAGCCAGCAAACUUUACAGGAAAGCAAGCACUGAAGCAGAUUAAAGAAAAGGGGCUCAAACGACGACUGGUAUAUCUCGCCCUGGAAACAGAUAACGUUGAUCCAGAGGGAAAUGAAAGUGUGUGGCAUAAUGGCAAGGUUGUUGGCAACACCACAUCUGGAAGCUUCAGUUACAGUGCUCAGCGGAGUCUGGCUUUUGCAUAUGUUCCCACAGAACUAAGCAAAGUUGGACAGAAAUUGGAAGUUGAACUUUUAGGAAAAAAUUAUCCAACAACGAUUAUACAAGAGCCACUGGUGCUGACUGAACCAACGAGAAUGCGUCUUCAGAGAAAGGGUGAAAGUCCCAAAAUAUGAACACAGAUGAGGAUACAGCAAAUUGUGCAGUAGGAAGUAGUUCCAUUAAUACACAUGAAAUUAAGAGAAUCAAACUACUCAGAUUUGCUAAUUACUAAACACAAGAUCCUCAUUGCUAUACGUCAGUGAGAAAUUCAAUGGUGUUACCCUCUUGCUUCCUUGUGUGGGCUGUUCACAUUGGAGAUCUGAGCAGAGUUCAUGAACCAGUAUGCGUUCCUGUUCUCAGUAGCACUUGUGAGCAGAAAGUGGCAGGGAAUGAGUAGAUCCUUGAUUCAGCUUGCUCCCGCAUUGGCUGGCAGAUCUAAAUUAAUGCAGAUGUGUAAGUCGUUCUUGGUAUUGGCCAAUAACAAAUUGUUCCUCCUCCUUGACACUCACAGUUCUUCCUUUGCCUGCCCUCAGGGUAAAGUAGCUUAUCCUGGCUCCUUACAACAUGAUGUCGCAAACUUAUCAUUAAAAUAAUUUCACUAGUUCUGCACAGAAAUGCUGCCUAAGGAAUUGAAAUACAUCCCAGCAACCAUUAAAAAUAAUAAAGGCAAUAUUAAAGGCAAACUGAACUGUUAACAUUUUUUCCCAAUAUGUCAGCCUGGCAGAAAUUCUCACAGAAGAACAAAAUCUAGUUCUUCUAAAUGAAACAGUUAUAGGAAGCCCAUUCUUCAUUAUUUUAUAUGAAUCAUCUGAUAGAUUAUGUGUAAUAUUCUACAACACACAGGAUGUUAUUGUUCAAUUUCUGAAUAGAACCUAAAGUACUGUAUCAUGGAUUUACUGUUCUAAAUCUGAAGCACUACACUGACACCAGAGAAAUUCAGUUCUUCCUUUUCCUGAUAAUUAUAGAUUGGACAGCAGUAAGAGCCAUAUGUUGUUACACAGAAAUAUCAACAAUGAAAAAAUAUAAUUAAAUCCACAGCAGAGGAGCUUUAUUCAGUGUUGAAUAUUUGAUAACCCAAAUAAGCAGGAUUGGGGUAACGUAUGUGAUGGGAACACACUAAAUUAUUAAAACACUCUUCUGAAUUCCAUAAGAUGCUCAACAAUUCUUUAGAAUAAUAAUGUCACAAUUUCCAACUUAC
Gymnogyps californianus (California condor) is the source of this 3677-nucleotide messenger RNA. RefSeq names its product dimethylglycine dehydrogenase (gene DMGDH). NCBI's taxonomy places the organism in Eukaryota, Metazoa, Chordata, Aves, Accipitriformes, Cathartidae. Gene Ontology annotation, molecular function: oxidoreductase activity; protein binding. Gene Ontology annotation, cellular component: mitochondrion. The transcript is spliced from 16 exons. The record is from RefSeq and is a predicted model, not a curated record. The coding region runs from base 1 to 2613 and encodes 870 amino acids.